Messenger RNA from Hevea brasiliensis (rubber tree), 3969 nucleotides. RefSeq names its product kinesin-like protein KIN-14Q. The transcript is spliced from 18 exons. Gene Ontology annotation, molecular function: ATP binding; microtubule motor activity; microtubule binding. Bases 131 to 3019 code for a protein of 962 amino acids. NCBI's taxonomy places the organism in Eukaryota, Viridiplantae, Streptophyta, Magnoliopsida, Malpighiales, Euphorbiaceae. The record is from RefSeq and is a predicted model, not a curated record. Gene Ontology annotation, biological process: microtubule-based movement.
UGGCCGGUUCACAAAUUUCAAAUUUCAAAACAGAGCAAACGGUCAGCUUUUCUCAAUUGCACAACGCAGAUUGAAUGUUUCUUUCCAUUUCCUCCUUUUCUCUUAAGAUUAUUACACAUUCAAAUCACCAAUGGAAGAUCAUCAUCAUCAAUGGCAUGAUCCACUUCUGCUCACAUGCCACUUGGUAGACAUCCAACCGAGAUCUUCAACUUUCACAAUGGAGGAUCCUGAUUCUUCUGCCAACCCAGAUAAUGGUGCUUCUCGGCAAGCCUUUCAAAGCUUGGAAACAGUUGAUGCUCAAAAGCUUGUUCACCCAGUUGCCAAUGAUGCCAUUGAAGGUCGCUCCAUGCUUGGUUUUUCUUUAACAUCUCCUGAUCUGGUUAUUUGCGCUGGUUCCCCUGACGUACCGACGACUAACUGUGGAGAUUCCCCUGAAUUCUCGGAUGGGAACAAGUACAAGUGUUCUUUUGAGCUCUCUCUAAAGAAUGGCAUCGAGGCUACUGAUACCAAAGAUACCCAUAAAUCCCCAUCUGUAAAGUUUUCUUCAAUAUGCCAAAAAUUUGACAGAGAAUUGUCUCCUGAAUCUUCCUUGGAGCUCCUUCUGGAGCCAGCAAAGGAAGAGAAAUUCCCAAAAAACCGUCUAUCUGUGGUGAGCAUCAAUGCUGGAUCCACUGAUGGGACUGUGGUUUUGGAUGGUGUGGAGUUUUUGGAGGACAAUUGUUUCUCAGGUGGUGAUACUGUAAGGACAAACGCUACAAUUGGAGAUGGACAGGAACAUGGUCUUUCUCUGUACCAAACAGCUCGUGUUGGCAACUUCUCAUACUGGUUUUCUGGAGUGGAGCCGGGGAAUUAUGCUGUGAGUCUGCAUCUUGCGGAAAUUGUAUUCACAGACGGUUCUCCUGGAAUGAGAGUGUUUGAUGUUUUUAUACAACAGAAAAAGGCUGUUUCCUGCCUAGACGUAUAUGCUGAAGUAGAUGCAAAUAAGCCUCUGGUUAUAUCUGACCUAAAGACUUGUGUUUAUGGUGAGGAUGGCUUAUCCAUUAGGUUUGAAGGAGUAAUUGGAAGCCCAAUCAUAUGUGGCAUUUCUAUAACCAAAGAUUCUUCUGCUUACGCUGGAGAAGCUCAAUUGUUGAAACGAAUGGGAAUAUCUCAAGUGGCAGAAUGCAACUCACCCAAACAAGAUAAUGGUGGCCGAGAAGUGAAGGGAGAUUCCCAGGAGCUACUUAGACAUGUUGAGUUUCAGAAAAGGGAACUAACACAGAUGAGGUGUGCGUUGGAGGAACUUAAGAGGGAAAAUCAACUUAAGAAUAGGGAAUGUCAAGAUGCUUGGAAAUCUUUACAGGAGCUCCAAAAUGAGCUUAUGCGCAAGUCUAUGCAUGUUGGGUCCUUGGCGUUUGCCAUCGAGGGACAAGUGAAAGAGAAGAGCAGCUGGUUUUCAUCGUUGAGGGACAUGACUAGGAAAUUGAAGCUUAUGAAAAUGGAUCACAUAAAGCUAUCAGAGGAGGCAUUGGCAUAUAAGAAAUGCCUUGCAGAUAUGGAUGAAAUGAGGUCCACUAUACAGUCCACGAUGAAGGAGCAAAUAGAUUUGCAUGAAGAUCUCAAGAUUAAAUUUAUUGAAGGGGCCAAGGAACGAAAGGAACUCUACAAUAAGGUUUUAGAGUUGAAAGGAAACAUAAAGGUCUUUUGCCGAUGUAGGCCUUUAAAUGCUGAAGAACUUUCAUUGGGUGCUUCAAUGACUAUUGAUUUCGAAUCUGCUAAAGAUAGUGAGCUCACUGUAACUUCAAAUGGGCUUCCCAGAAAAACCUUCAAGUUUGAUGCUGUCUUUAGCCCACAAGCAGACCAAGCUGAUGUUUUUGAAGGCACUGCUCCAUUUGCAACCUCUGUUUUGGAUGGGUAUAAUGCAUGCAUAUUUGCUUAUGGACAAACUGGAACUGGGAAAACGUUUACAAUGGAGGGUACAGAAGAAGCUCGUGGAGUAAACUUUAGGAUUCUUGAGGAGAUAUUUCGCAUAAUUAAGGAGCGCCAUAAGCUCUUUCGGUAUGAGGUAUCUGUGAGUGUUUUAGAGGUAUAUAAUGAGCAAAUACGAGAUUUGCUGGGUUCAGUCUCACAGCCAGGAUUGGCUGCAAAGAGGCUGGAAAUAAGACAAGUUGGUGAAGGACUGCAUCAUGUCCCAGGCUUGGUCGAAGCACAUGUAAACAGCAUAAGUGAGGCUUGGGAAGUUUUACAAACUGGAAGUAAUGCAAGAGCAGUUGGAUCAACUAAUGCCAACGAGCAAAGCAGCCGAUCCCAUUGCAUUCACUGUGUGAUGGUGAGAGGAGAGAAUUUAUUGAAUGGGGAAUGUACAAAGAGCAAGUUAUGGUUGGUUGAUUUAGCAGGAAGCGAGCGAGUAGCAAAGACCGAAGCCCAGGGAGAGAGGCUCAAGGAAACUCAAAAUAUCAACAGAUCCUUAUCUGCACUUGGUGAUGUCAUAUCUGCUCUUGCAACUAAAAGCCCUCACAUCCCAUUCAGGAAUUCCAAGCUCACCCACCUGCUUCAAGAUUCCUUAGGAGGAGAUUCAAAGACACUAAUGUUUGUACAGAUAAGUCCCAAUGAGAAUGACCUGGGUGAGACCCUAUGCUCACUGAACUUUGCAACCAGAGUUAGAGGGAUUGAGUUGGGUCCUGCAAAAAGGCAAUUGGACACUACUGAACUUCUGAGACACAAACAGAUGGCUGAAAAAUCAAAACAAGACUUGAAGAGCAAAGAUAUUCAGAUCAAGAAAAUGGAGGAAACAAUCCACGGAUUGGACUUGAAGAUGAAAGAAAAAGACCUCAGAAAUAAGAACCUUCAAGAAAAGGUGAAGGAGCUGGAGUCACAACUGCUAAUUGAAAGGAAGCUAGCACGUCAGCAUGUGGACUUAAAGAUAGCUGAGCAACAGCAACAACAAAUGAAACUGCAGCAGGAUGAGCAAAAUAGUGCACCACCGAGGCCGCCACUUGCAAACCGACUAUUAGGAAGUAAAAAAUUGCAAUUAACCUAAAACUACUGUACUGGGCAGCGAUCAACUAAAUUCCAGUCAACCACUUAUGGAGAACAACAGCAACAAACCUACAUGUCCCCUUUUAACGGAUAGUGGCAUUGCCAAGUGUAUCGAUCCCACAGAAAAAGAAAACAACCCAGAGAUGACUGAACAACUAGCAUUACCAAAAAGAACUGGCAGAGCCUCAAUUUGCACAACAGCACAACGGAUCUCAAUAGCUCCAGCUCCAAGGCGCACCUCACUUAUUCCCCUACCAAGUAUGCGAGGUUUAGCACAACUAGCACCGCCAUUUCCUCCAUUGUCAUUAUGCAAUGAUGAUAUGAAAGAAGAUACAGGAGAGUCUGAAGCUAACUGCUUGCCAGAGCAAACACAUUGCAACAGUCCUAAAGCAAUAAAACAAGGCACUAGAAAGCUAAGCAGCAUAUUGAGACGAAGCCUUCAAAAGAAAGUUCAGAUGAAAUCUCCAGCACAGCAACAUCUAAGAAAAGGAGGAAUAAAUGUUGGGACGGAGAAGGUUAGGAUCUCCAUUGGAAGUAGGGGGAAGAUGGGGCAUAGGGUAUUGCUAGGCAAUGGUAGAAGAGCAGGAAUGAAGGAUACUCAGCAGAACAGGAAUCAAAGGGAAAAGGAGAGAGGGUGGAAUAUCGGAACAGCUGGAAGAACUGCAAUCUAAUUAUUGAAGAUUGUCUUACCUAUGACUUACAUUUCUUCUUCCAUGAUAGAAGAAGGAGAGAAAAAGAUUAAAAAAAAAAAAAAAGGCAGCUUUUAUUGAAUCUCUAUAGUGCUAAUCAUCUGCUUGAAUCCAUCUAAUGAUUGGUUGAUGUACAGUAUGUGCUUCUUGCAAGAGUUGAAUAUUCUUGCGUAUGUGUUUCUUACAACAAUUGAUAUAUUCUUGAUUCAGUGGGCUAUUUACUAUUAUAACAAUUGAAAUAUUCAUGAUGAGCCAUUUGAAA